GUUUCGAUUUCCAGACCCAAGUAAAUAAUUCCAGUUUCAGUUUCUGGCAGCCAAGGAGAGCUGAAUUACAAGCUGCAGACAGACCAAGCACGGAACUGGCACAAGUAAGGGAACUCCCUGUCUGCCCCUACACUGUCCUCCCCUCUCCCCUCUGCCAUCAGAGAAAAACCCCUGGAGAAAGGCUGCCAAGUGCCCCCUUCCUGUGCCAGGGGACAGGGGAGCAGAAAGGCUUUAUUAGCUUGCCCCGCCUAGGCCUGCAGGGAUGGAGCUCUCGUGGGACCUGUAUGAAACGCCCGGUGAUGAGCUGGAAGCUUUUGUGAGGCACAUCCUGCUGCCCCAGAGGGAUUGGAAGGAGGAGGUGCAGGACGCCUGGCAGAGGAUCUGCAAAUUCCUGCAGCACCAGUGCUUUGAAGAUGAGCUAGUGCUGGACCAGGAAGUCAGGGUGCUAAAGGUGGUGAAGGGUGGCUCCUCGGGGAAGGGGACGACCCUGAACCAGAGCUCCGACCUGGACGUGAUCCUGUUCCUGAGCUGCUUCUCCAGUUUCCAGAGCCAGCAGUUGCUCCGUGAUGGCAUCAUCAGCUUUAUGGAGGACAAGCUGGAACGCUGCGGCAGAAGCCUGGCCUACCAAGUCAAAGUAGCCUCACACAAAGGGCCCAGGCCUGCUCGCUCCUUGUCCCUCCAGCUCCAGUCCAAGAAGAGCAGUAGGGUCAUCCGCAUGGACCUGCUUCCUGCUUUCGAUGUUCUGGGAUCCCUAUGCCCGGACUCAAAACCAGCACCAGACAUCUAUGAAGAUUUAAUAAACAGCAGCAGUUACCCAGGGGAGUUCUCACCAAGCUUCACAGUGAUACAAAGGCACUUUGUGAAAAGCCGUCCCAUUAAACUGAAGAAUCUUCUGCAACUAGUGAAAUUCUGGUACCUGAAGUAUUUGAAGGAAAAACAUCGAAAAGUAACAUUGCCUUCAAAAUAUGCCCUGGAGCUGCUGACCAUCUACGCCUGGGAAAUGGGCACAGAAGAGAGUGAGAGCUUCGACUUGGACACAGGGCUCGUGGCUGUGAUGGAGCUCCUCCGAGAUUACAAAAACAUCUGCAUCUAUUGGACCAAGUACUAUGAUUUCCAAAACCAGACCGUCCGCAACUGUAUCAAGCAACAGCUGAAGGAGUGCAGACCUGUCAUCCUGGACCCGGCUGACCCCACUAACAACCUGGGAAGGAAGAGAAAUUGGGACGUCGUGGCCAAAGAAGCCACCUACUGCCUGCGACAAGCGUGCUGUCAGACCGUAGACCACAGCCAGCGCUGGCACGUGCCGAGAGCGAGGGACGUGCAGGUGACCGUGAAGCAGACAGGACAGGAGACCUGGAGCAUUUCGGUGCCCCCAUACAACCCCAUCUGGAGGAUGAAGGCUGAGAUCAAGAAGAGGAACUUGGUCUUCGGAGAGCAACGUCUUUCCUUUCAGGAGCCAGGAGGAGAGCGGAAGCUGCUUAGCAGCCACAGGAGCCUGGGAGACUACGGCAUCUUCUCCAAGGUGACCAUCCGGGUGCUGGAUACCUUUCCACCUCAGAUCCAGGUGUUUGUGAAGGAUGCCAGCGGCCAGAGCACACCUUAUGCCAUCUACCCGGACGACACCAUCCUUUGCCUGAAAGGAGAGAUUGAGGGUGCCGGCGGGCCGCGCGUGGAGGACCAGGUGCUAAAGUUCCAGGGCCGGAAGCUGCGCGACCAUCACAACUUCACAAGCCUGGAGAUCAAAGACAGUGACACCAUCACGCUGGAAAGGAAAGAUCUGAGGGCCCAGCCAUAUAAUCUCUUCUAAUACGAGACUUAUCCCUAUAUAGGAAACCUAGCAAUGCUUGGGAUCAAUCUAAGCCAGUAUGACCAAAAUAGCAUGAAGAUUUCCCUUUAAAAAAAAAAAAAAUAGAGCUACAACCAUCACUCUGAUCCCGCAACCCCACUCCUGGGCUUACACAUCCUGAACACAUGAGCUCAUUGUAUCAAUUAGAAGUUGUUCCACUCUGCACAUAGCAGUUCUUUCCACAGCGGCCGAGAUUGGGGAUCAACCAAGGUGUCCCUGAUCAGGUGAAAGGAAAAAGAAAACGGGGUCUAAGUCUACCAUGGAAUAUUACCCAGCCAUGAGAAAGGCUGCGAUCUUGUUGUUGGCAACCAAACCAGUGGAGCUAGAGGACACUGCAUGUCAAGUGACAUAAGCCAAACAUAAAGACAAACACUGCAUGUUCUCCCUCCUAUGUGGGACCAAAACCAGACCAAUUGAACACAGAAUGGUGAUUACUUGCUGUUGGGAGGGCGUGGGAAGGGGAUAGGAGUUUGGAUUGUAAAAAAAAAAAAAAAAGCAACUAGAUGUGGUUCGUUGUUUGUGACACCUGUAUGGUGCUAACAGAAAAUGUCAGCAACAGGGGACGCUGGGUGUCACUUCUGCGGUGUCUGUACUGCUUUGUCAACUUCUUGCCUCAUGUAUUCAAAGCUAUUCUGACAUAAAAGGUCUUGAAAAAUC
This is a messenger RNA of Ochotona curzoniae (black-lipped pika), 2503 nucleotides long. RefSeq names its product 2'-5'-oligoadenylate synthase-like protein 2. Gene Ontology annotation, molecular function: 2'-5'-oligoadenylate synthetase activity; protein binding; double-stranded RNA binding. The record is from RefSeq and is a predicted model, not a curated record. The transcript has 6 exons. The coding region runs from base 263 to 1807 and encodes 514 amino acids. Gene Ontology annotation, biological process: negative regulation of viral genome replication; defense response to virus; regulation of ribonuclease activity. Gene Ontology annotation, cellular component: cytosol; membrane; nucleoplasm. NCBI's taxonomy places the organism in Eukaryota, Metazoa, Chordata, Mammalia, Lagomorpha, Ochotonidae.